CGGGGCCGAGGGUCCCCUCCAGGGCUCCCAGCCGGCGAGCCACAGCCGUCUCCCGCGUCCAGUGGCCCGAUUCGCUUAACAUGGGUCACUUUUCUCUCCCCCCACCCCACCCCCAGGCUGGACCUCCCGUGAGCGGAGACACCCACGAUUGUGUGGAAACACUGGAGAGAACCGCCUCCCGAUGACCCGAGAUCAGUAGUCGCCGAUUUGUGUUGGCCGAUCGUUUUCCCUAUAGCAGGGGCGCAUGGACCAGAGUGAGCAGUAAAUUUCUGUCGCUGGUUACAAACUAGGAAAGAAGCAGGCAACAGGCUGAGACUGCCGCGAAGACCUAAGAAUGUCCAGCAGUCAAUCUCCUGACUCCGGGGGGACUGAACCGGAUGACCUUGCAGGACCCCGGGCCAGCGGCACCCAAACCCCCGAUGACCUUGCCGGACCCCGGGCCGACCGCCCUGAGGCCCCAGGGAAAGACUCUGAUGAAAGGUGGAGCCAGAAAUACCAGCUUCCGUGCAAAUACCUGGAGAGCAGCCACAGCGAACAGCAAGACCGGGACAGAGUUUCUGAAGAACUGAUGACAGUUGUCCGAGAAAUGAAAAAAUACUCCCCGUCGUGGAGACACCGUAAACCGAGCACCCUGGAUGCCCUCAACUAUGCCCUCCGCUGUGUGCACAGCGUACAAGGACACCUUCGUGGCCGUGUUCUCAUUGGUGUCUGGGAGGGUGGUGCACAUCUCCGAGCAGGCGCCUUCCGUCCUGAACUGUCGGAGAGAGUCCUUGGCGUCCUCUCACUUCGCGGAGCUGCUUGCCCCUCAAGAUGUGAGGAUGUUCUACACGCACACGGUCCACGCUCAGCUUCCCGUCUGGAGCGACUGGACCCAAAGAGCAUCGCGGUACGAACUGGCUCCCGUGAAGUCCUUUUUCUGCAGGAUCCGCGGAGGCGGCGGCCGAGGGCAGCGUUACGCCCCGUUCCGGGUGAUUCCCUAUUUGAUUCACGUGCGGCCGCAGUCGGAGCCGCAGCCGGAGCCGGAGCCCUGCUGCCUCGCGCUGGCCGAGAAGAUGUUUGUUUCCUAGCUCCUCGGAUCCCUGUGGAUAAAAGGAUUUUCACCACAACACACACUCCAGGCUGUGUUUUUCUUGAAAUAGAUGACCGGGCUGUGCCUUUGCUGGGGUACCUGCCGCAGGACCUGGUCGGCACGUCCAUCCUCGCGCACCUGCACCCGGAAGACCGCUCGCUGAUGGUCGCCGUCCACCAGGAAGUGCUGCGGUCCGCGGGCCACGCCCCCUUUGAGCACCGGCCCGUUCGCUUCUGCACACACAACGGCGACUACGUCACCCUGGAUUCCAGCUGGUCCGGCUUCGUGGACCCGUGGAGCCGCAAGGUGUCCUUCAUCAUGGGCCGGCACAAAGUGCGGACGAGUCCGCUGAAUGAGGAUGUUUUUGCUGCCAGAAUAAGCAAGAUGGACAAUAACAACAAAGACAUAACGGAAUUACAGGAACAGAUUCACAAACUUCUGUCACAGCCAGUCCACGGGAGCGCCUCCAGUGGCUACGGCAGCCUGGGGAGCAGCGGGUCCCAGGAGCAGCACGUCAGCGUGACCUCCUCCGGCGAGUCCAGCGGGCCGGGGGCGGAGGACGCCCAGAAGGAGCCGUUGACUUUGCAGCAGGUCUAUGCCAGUGUAAACAAAAUUAAAACCCUGGGGCAGCAGCUGUACAUCGAGUCCAUGACCAAACCACCCAACAAGCCAGCGGUGGGGACGCGCGCAGGACGGCCCAGUGGUGAGCAGAAGGCCUUUUCUCCCGUACAGCCCUGGAAGAAUGAGAGCGUGCACACUGAGUCUUGUCAGGGUUUGAGGAAAGACCAGCAUAGCCCCUCCUACCAGCAAAUCAACUGCAUCGACAGUGUCAUCAGAUACCUGAGGAGCUGCCGCACCCCAGCCCUGAAGAGAAAGUGUGUCUCCUGCACAAAUACCACUUCGUCCUCAGAAGACGACCGGCAGGCCCACAAGGCAGACGAUGCCCACGCCUGGCGAGCUGCGUCUCGCAUCCCAUCAGCCCCUUCACCAGAAGUGCCAGCUCACGGACGGGCCACCGGUGCCGAGGGCGGAGCUGCACGGACCGAGGCCAGGGCGGCACCGAGCCUGGGCUCCGGCAUCAGCCAGUGCAGCUACAGCAGCACCAUGGUCCACGCCCCGCCCCCAGAGCCAGCAGAACCGACUCCGGCCGAGGACACCGCCCCCGCCUGCAAGCCCUGGGUGCCCGGCACCCUGCCGGCCCCGCUGACCGCAGAGGAGUUUCAGCACGUGGGGCUCACCAAGGCCGUGCUGUCGGCGCACACGCAGAGGGAGGAGCAGGACUACGUGGACAGGUUCCGGGAGAAGAUGCUGUCCUCCCCCUACAGCUCCUACCUGCAGCACGAAGGCAGAGGACAGGCCACGAGUUCAGAUGGUCAAGGAGCCUCCUCUCCCAGGCAGGCCAGGCCUCCUGGGGGCAAGAAGGGGAAGCACAAGCGGAAGAAGCUGCCGGAGCCACUGGGCAGCCGGGGUGCGGAGGACGCCUGCUGUCCCCACUUCAGAAGGGACGUCCAGGACGCUCAGCCCUGGAGCCUGCCCCCUGCCCCCCCUCUCCACGCCCCCGGCCUGGCGUUCCCGGCUGCGGUGGUGGCUCCCGGCCAGGCCCUUUCUUACCUCGUGCCAGUGUUGCCCUUGCCCACCGUGGCCCCGGAGGGGCACUGCCUGCCUUUCCCAGAUGUGCCUUCACCUUACACGGAGACUUUCCUAACCAUUGUGCUUCCUGGCCCCUCUGUGUGCCCUCUAUGGGCACCGUCCUUCUCUCCAUACCUGUAUUUGGGCGCAGCAGGCCCUUCUGAAACGCCACCCUCAGUACCAACAGCAGCUCCCAGUGUGGAACCACCGCCUCCAGUCACCACCCAGAGGGGCGCUGGGCAGAGCUGGGAGACGCAGAGCGCAGGGCGCCCGGGCCCCAGCUCCAGGGGCAGCUCGCCGCUGCAGUUGGCCUUGCUGCAGGAGGACAGGCCCCCGUCUUGCGAGUCUGCAGAGCAGCAGUGUGCUCCAGGCAGCAGCGGGGAGAACAGCCAUUUCUCUGCCAGGGACCUGUCCCCGGGGCCCCUGCCCAGGGAGUCCCCACCGGGACCCGGCUCUGCGGCAUCAGGGAGCAGUGGCAGCAGCAGGUGCCUCUCUGGUAGCGACGGCUCCUCUGAAGUCGCCCCCGAUGGGCAGCAGCCUCGGGAAGUGCGGGCGGCGGACGCCGUGCCCCACGUGGCCGAGGAGCCCGUGUGGAGGAUGAUAGCGCGGACACCCGAGUGCGUCCUCAUGACGUACCAGCUGCCCGAGAGGGCUGUGCCUCCUGCAGGGACAGAGCCGCGGGCGGUGACGCGGGAGGAGCCUGCGGCCAGGACCCCGGACCCGGACGGCAGCUGAGUGGCUGUGAGGUGCCGAGCACAGCCUCCCGGGACAUCUCGGAGCCCCUGACUGUAAAUGACCGCGACGUUGUCCUUGAACGCUAAGGUUUCUCCUCCUCGGCCCCUCGAUGGACUCGCGUCUCCGAAGCAGACUUGGUAUAUAGAACCUUUUCCUUCUCCCUGUUCCCGGCGUAUGAAAACACAGUCGGCUUUUUCUGGCUCAGCCGUGCCGGAGGACUGGAGGGCUUCACAGAGCUGUGUGUGCAGCAGAGGGAGGGAUAGUGAGCGUAGACUGCACAGCCCACCCAGACCUCCGCCUCAUGGCCUUGGCUCUGCUGCUGCAUCUGUCAUUCCCGUCAGAAGACGAGGGGAGUCCUGCCCAGGGCCCUGCGCCUCCCGUGGUCCCUAAACUGUCCAGUCAGCACAGGUGACACUGCCCCAUGACCAGCAUCAGGCGCCCGUGAGUCACAGCACGCGGCCCUCCUGUUCGCCGAUGGCACAGGGGUGCCGAGCUCCGAGGGCAUCUGGACCUUCAUCCGCACAGAGGCUCCCUCUCGGGCUCCACCUGCCACGGAACCCGAGUCUCAUCUGCAGAAGCGACCCGCUGCAGCCAGCUCAUUCCUGGGCCGUUGAAGUUCGCUUUCGCAUGUGAAAGCUGACUCAAUCAGUGGUAUUUCCUUUUUAAUGCCUUUGUUUUUAUGAUUGUAAAUCAUACAGUCAUAAUCAAUGGUUGUAAAUCAUACAUCAGUGAUUAUAAAAAGUUUUGUAGAAAUUAA
Messenger RNA from Myotis davidii, 4190 nucleotides. It is a transcript of the gene PER3, whose product is annotated as period circadian clock 3. Lineage: Eukaryota; Metazoa; Chordata; Mammalia; Chiroptera; Vespertilionidae. Gene Ontology annotation, molecular function: transcription cis-regulatory region binding; transcription corepressor binding. The transcript is spliced from 19 exons. The record is from RefSeq and is a predicted model, not a curated record. Bases 335 to 3433 code for a protein of 1032 amino acids. Gene Ontology annotation, cellular component: nucleus; cytoplasm. Gene Ontology annotation, biological process: negative regulation of transcription by RNA polymerase II; entrainment of circadian clock by photoperiod; circadian regulation of gene expression.